This is a messenger RNA of Cynoglossus semilaevis (tongue sole), 333 nucleotides long. RefSeq names its product intraflagellar transport protein 122 homolog. The coding region runs from base 43 to 297 and encodes 84 amino acids. Gene Ontology annotation, biological process: intraciliary retrograde transport; protein localization to cilium; non-motile cilium assembly. The transcript has 2 exons. The record is from RefSeq and is a predicted model, not a curated record. Lineage: Eukaryota; Metazoa; Chordata; Actinopteri; Pleuronectiformes; Cynoglossidae. Gene Ontology annotation, cellular component: intraciliary transport particle A; non-motile cilium.
GUGUGUGUGUGUACUCACUCACUCCAGGAUCUGAUCGAGGGCAUGAUGUGUUACCGCUGCUCCACCAACAACCCCCUCCUGAACACCAGGGGCAGUGUGUGCAUCAACUGCAGACAGCCCUUCAUCUACUCGGCGUCUUCCUACGAGGUCCUGCCGUUGGUGCAGUUCUACCUGGAGGAGGGCGUCAGUGACGAGGAGGCCGUGUCACUCAUCGACCUGGAGGUUCCUCACGUGGACGACCCGGACUCGCACCCGCAGCUCACGGACAACGGUGGUAUCCUUCAACCAUCUGUGUGAGGGUUCAAAUCCUGAGCCUGGACCAGGUGACUGUGG